AUGGCUAAAUGUAGAACCAUUGGCCCAAUUGAUGGAGAAGAUGUGCGACGAAUAACGAACUUGAUGGUUGAAACGGGCCUCAUAACUAGCUCAAUCCUAGCAGGGCAAAAUAGGAGAAAACUGUCAAAUAAAAUCAGAGAUCUCUCAACAGCAAAGAAGCUUUUGAUCGAAGUAACUCUCGCUUUGCAUCGAAAUGAGAAUGUGAAACAUGCCGACUAUAUUUCAUUGUACAAGCAACUAAUCGCCCCUAAACUGAAGAUCAUGAAUGCAAAAGCAAUAAAAGAUAAAUUAUAUUUGUUGUAA
Molecule: messenger RNA, 303 nt
Organism: Mycotypha africana
Lineage: Eukaryota; Fungi; Mucoromycota; Mucoromycetes; Mucorales; Mycotyphaceae
Exons: 1
Coding region: 1-303 (100 amino acids)
Source: RefSeq, a predicted model, not a curated record